UCUCUAUUCUCUCACAAUUCCCUCAGCUUCUCAUCUUCUACGUGCUGUAUUUUCUUGGCUUUCUGCUACUUUGAGUUGUUCCGAAAUGGCUGACCAAAUUCCAUUCGGUGUUGUGGAGCACAUUUUGACCAACUUGGGGUCCUCGACGUUUCAAGAAAUUGAAUCCAUGUAUGGUGUUCCAAAGGAGCUAACCAAGCUCAAGGACAACCUGGACGUCAUCAAAGGUGUACUUCUGGAUGCUGAGGAACAGCAGCAGCAGAAAACUCGUGGAAUAGAAGCUUGGGUCCAGAGGCUCAAAGGCGCCGUGUAUGACGCAGAUGACUUGCUGGAUGACUAUGAAACUCAUUAUCUACAGCGAGGAGGAUUCGCAAGGCAGGUCAGUGACUUCUUCUCAUCUGCAAAUCAAGUUGCUUUUCGCUUUAACAUGAGUCAUAGACUCAAGGAUAUCAAUGAAAGGCUGGACGCUAUCGAAAAAAAAAUCCCCAUGUUGAAUCUGACUCGACGGGAGGCAAUACACAUAGGAGUAGAGAAUAGUUGGAGAGAAACCCACUCAUUCUCAUUGCCAUCUGAAAUUUUAGGAAGAGAAGAAAACAAAGAGGAGAUAAUAAGGAAGCUGUCAUCUAACAAUGAAGAAAUUCUUUCCGUUGUUGCCAUCGUUGGCUUUGGGGGAUUGGGUAAGACCACCCUCACUCAAUUGGUAUACAAUGACGAAAGAGUAAAACAUUUUGAGCAUAAGACAUGGGUUUGCAUUUCUGAUGAUUCUGGUGAUGGUCUUGACGUCAAACUGUGGGUCAAAAAGAUUUUAAAAUCUAUGGGAGUUCAGGAUGUGGAGAGUCUGACCUUGGAUGGUUUGAAAGACAAGCUUCACGACCAAAUAAGUCAAAAGAAGUACUUGUUAGUACUUGAUGAUGUUUGGAACGAAAAUCCUGGAAAAUGGUAUGAAGUGAAAAAAUUGUUGACGGUUGGUGCUAAAGGUAGUAAAAUUAUAGUAACCACCCGAAAACUUAAUGUUACAUCCAUUAUGGAAGAUAAGUCUCCCGUUAGUUUGAAAGGUCUAGGAGAAAACGAGUCUUGGGAUUUAUUUUCAAAAUUUGCAUUUAGAGAACAGGAGAUUUUGAAGCCAGAAAUUGUAGAAAUUGGAGAAGAAAUUGCAAAAAUGUGCAAGGGAGUUCCUCUCGUUAUUAAGUCUUUAGCAAUGAUAUUGCAGUCUAAAAGAGAACCGGGGCAGUGGUUGUCUAUUAGAAACAAUAAAAAUUUGCUGUCACUUGGAGAUGAAAAUGAGAAUGUUCUAGGGGUGCUGAAAUUAAGUUAUGAUAAUUUGUCAACUCAUUUGAGACAAUGUUUUACAUAUUGUGCUUUAUUUCCAAAAGACUAUGCAAUUGAGAAAAAGUUGUUGGUACAAUUAUGGAACGCACAAGGUUACAUUCAAUCUACAAAUGAUAAUAAUGAGCAAUUAGAGGAUAUAGGGGAUCAAUAUCUUGAGGAAUUAUUGUCAAGGUCAUUGUUGGAGAAGGCGGGAACCAAUCAUUUUAAAAUGCAUGACCUUAUACAUGAUCUUGCACAAUCAAUUGUAGGAUCUGAGAUCCUUGUUUUAAGAAGUGAUGUAAAUAACAUUCCAGAAGAAGUUCGUCAUGUAUCAUUGUUUGAAGAGGUAAGUCCUAUGAUAAAGGCUCUAAAGGGAAAACCCAUAAGAACCUUUCUAAACCUUGGUGAACAUUCUUUUGAGGAUAGUACAAUUGUAAAUUCAUUUUUUCCGAGUUUUAUGUGUUUACAUGCAUUGAACUUAAGUCGUAUGGGUGUAGAGAAGGUGCCAAAGUGUUUAGGCAAAUUGAGUCAUUUAAGGUAUCUUGAUCUUUCGUACAAUGAUUUUCAGGUACUUCCAAAUGCUAUUACAAGGUUAAAGAAUUUGCAAACACUAAAACUCAAAAGGUGUUGGAAUUUGCAGAGAUUUCCAAAAAAAUUAGGGGAAUUGAUCAAUCUUAGACACUUGGAGAAUGAUAGCUGUUAUAAGUUGGCUCAUAUGCCACAUGGAAUCGGCAAGUUGACUUUACUUCAAAGUCUACCAUCGUUUGUGGUUGGGAAUGAUAUAGGGUGGUCUAGGAAUCAAAAAAUUGGUGGCUUGAGUGAAUUGAAAGGCCUUAACCAACUAAGAGAAGGGUUAUUCAUAAGUAAUCUUCAAAACGUGAGGGAUGUUGAACUGGUAUCCAGGGGGGAAAUUUUGAAAGGAAAACAAUAUCUUCAGUCCUUGAGAUUGAAAUGGAAACGGUGGGUCCAAGAUGAGGGGUAUGAGGGUGAAAAGUCAGUGAUGGAAGGCCUUCAACCACACCAACACCUAAAGGAUAUCAUUAUAGAAGGUUAUGGAGGUACGGAAUUUCCAAGUUGGAUGAUGAAUGAUGGGUUGGGUUCCCUGCUUCCCUACCUAAUUAAAAUUGAAAUUCGGAGAUGUUCAAGAUGCAAAAUUCUGCCACCCUUUUCUCAACUCCCUUCUCUCAAGUCUUUGAAGCUUGAAGUUAUGAAAGAAGUGGUGGAGUUGAAUGAGGGUUCAUCAGCAACGACACUCUUCCCAUCUCUUGAAUCGCUCAAACUCUUUAACAUGCCAAAGUUGAAGGAAUUGUGGAGGAUGGACUUGCUAGCAGAGGAAGGUCCUUCAUUUUCUCAUCUUUCGAAGUUAUAUAUUUAUGAAUGCUCUGGUUUGGCAUCACUGCAUCCUUCUCCUUCUCUUUCUCAAUUAGAGAUCGGAAAUUGCCAUAACUUGGCAUCCUUGGAACUGCAUUCAUCUCCUUUUCUUUCUCAAUUAGAGAUCAGCUAUUGCCAUAGAUUGGCAUCCUUGGAACUGCAUUCAUCUCCUUCUCUUUCUCAGUUAGAGAUCCGUGAGUGUCCUAACUUGCAAUCCUUGGAACUGCAUUCAUCUCCUUCUCUUUCUCGAUUAACGAUCCAUGAUUGCCCAAACUUGACAUCCUUGGAACUGCCGUCAUCUCCUUCUCUUUCUCAAUUAGAUAUCAUAUAUUGCCCAAACUUGACAUCCAUGGAACUGCCGUCAUCUCCUUCUCUUUCUCUAUUAACGAUCCAUGAUUGCCCAAACUUGACAUCCAUGGAACUGCCGUCAUCUCUUUGUCUUUCUCAAUUAGAUAUCAGAAAAUGCCAUAUCUUACCAUCCUUGAAACUGCAUUCAUCUCCUUCUCUUUCUCUAUUAACGAUCCAUGAUUGCCCAAACUUGACAUCCAUGGAACUGCCGUCAUCUCCUUCUCUUUCUCUAUUAACGAUCCAUGAUUGUCCAAACUUGACAUCCAUGGAACUGCCGUCAUCUCUUUGUCUUUCUCAAUUAGAGAUCAUCGAUUGCCAUAACUUGGCAUCCUUGGAACUGCAUUCUUCUCCUUCUCUUUCUCAAUUAGAGAUCAGAAAUUGCCAUAACUUGGCAUCCUUGGAACUGCCGUCGUCCCAUUGUCUUUCUAAAUUAAAGAUCAUAAAAUGCCCUAACUUGGCAUCCUCCAAUGUGGUUGUGGCUUCAUUACCUCGUCUUGAGGAACUAAGCCUGCGUGGAGUCAGAGCAGAGGUACUGAGGCAGUUCAUGUUUAUCUCUGCUUCUUCUUCAUUGAAGUCUCUGAGUAUAUGGGAGAUUGAUGGUAUGAUAUCUCUCCCAGAGGAGCCGCUUCAAUAUGUUUCCACUCUCGAAACUCUCCACAUUGUUAAGUGCUCUGGUUUGGCAACAUUACUACACUGGAUGGGCAGCCUUUCCUCGCUUACGGAACUUAUUAUUUAUGACUGCUCUGAAUUGACAUCACUGCCAGAAGAGAUCUAUUCCCUUAAAAAACUGCAGACAUUUUAUUUCUGUGAUUAUCCACACCUAGAGGAAAGAUACAACAAGGAAACAGGUAAAGACCGGGCCAAGAUUGAUCAUAUCCCACGUAUUAAUUUCCAAAGUGAUCGAUUUAUGAAAUAUAAGGUCCGAAAUCCCUAA
Messenger RNA from Vitis riparia (riverbank grape), 3958 nucleotides. RefSeq names its product putative disease resistance protein RGA4. The transcript has 2 exons. Gene Ontology annotation, molecular function: ADP binding; protein binding. Bases 86 to 3958 code for a protein of 1290 amino acids. Gene Ontology annotation, biological process: defense response to other organism. The record is from RefSeq and is a predicted model, not a curated record. NCBI's taxonomy places the organism in Eukaryota, Viridiplantae, Streptophyta, Magnoliopsida, Vitales, Vitaceae.